AGUCCAUCACCGGGAUGCAUGCGUCCUCGUCCCAUCGCGAGCUUCACUUGGCCUGUACAUUCUUAUCCAGAAUUGCAUCAUAGCUUUUUCCAAUUGAUCGGCUUGAUUCAUACUGUUUUACAGAUUUGAAUAGCCUCGGUCUAGUCAUUCAUGGCUUCGCAGUUUUUCACUCGUCUGGGUCAGCUGGGCCUUGGCAUUGCUGUAGUUGGAGGAGUUGUGAAUUCUGCACUCUAUAAUGUUGAUGGUGGCCAUAGGGCGAUCAUCUUCGAUCGAUUUCAAGGUAUCAAGCCCAAUGUGGUUGGAGAAGGAACACAUUUCUUCAUUCCUUGGGUACAGAAACCAAUUAUUUUUGAUGUCCGCAGCAGACCAAGGAAUGUUCCUGUCAUUACAGGAAGCAAAGACCUCCAGAAUGUAAACAUUACACUGAGGAUCCUCUUUCGACCAAUUCCUGAUUCCCUCCCAAAUAUUUUCACUACCUUGGGAGUAGACUAUGAGGAGAGAGUAUUGCCCUCCAUCACCAAUGAAAUUUUGAAGGCCAUUGUGGCUCAAUUUGAUGCAAUGUGGAUGGUGCUGCCACCCCUUGAGUGCAUCACUGAUGCUGUUGAGCAGCUGGUGCUGGCGCUGGUGAGUGAGGACUUAACAGAGCGAGCAUCUCAGUUUGGCCUGCUGCUGGAUGACAUUUCCAUUACCCAUUUGACAUUCGGGAAAGAAUUCACCAUGGCAGUGGAGAUGAAGCAGGUUGCCCAGCAGGAAGCUGAGCGAGCAAGAUAUUUGGUUGAAAAAGCUGAACAGAUGAAGAAGGCUGCUGUCAUAUCAGCAGAGGGAGAUUCAGCAGCAGCAACAUUGCUGGCUAAGUCAUUUGGAGAUGCUGGUGAGGGUCUAGUGGAACUGAGGAGAAUUGAAGCUGCUGAAGACAUUGCCUACCAACUCUCUAAGUCCAGGAACAUCAUCUAUCUUCCACAAGGACAGAGUACUCUUCUUAAUCUGCCUAAUAAUUGAUGUCAUUCUGACUGGUGCUUGGCUCCUAAGUAGUGUGAGGCUGUAUGCCAACAAAAUAAAUAUUACCCAUUGGAUUUCCUAAUA
Molecule: messenger RNA, 1083 nt
Organism: Darwinula stevensoni
Lineage: Eukaryota; Metazoa; Arthropoda; Ostracoda; Podocopida; Darwinulidae
Source: the annotation of a GenBank genome assembly